AAAACUUGCAUUACAGUUGGUAACGUCGCGGCCUAACCUGACAGAACCGAAGUAGCAGAUCCGCGGGCGUGAGUAAUUUUUGGAGCGCACGUACGUUGAUUCGCUUCGGUCGUAUUGCCGCGCUCUUUGUCGUACAGGUCCGAUUUGUACAUAUAGGCUCAAGUGGAGUUUUAUCGAUAAAUUUCCUGUGAAAAGAAAGCGUAAUUUAACACCGUCCAUCUCGACAUUUGCGGGAUAAAGCGGGCAGCCAGCACCGCGUUUUCCUUAACUAGAGUCGUCUCUCGGUCGUUGUUCCUGUUAUGCAGUGGUGAACGUAGACAGGUGAGCGCGUUUCACUCGAGGCAAGGAUGCUUUCUUCUCUACAUUCGCAUUUUUUUUACUACAAGAAAAAAAAAGUGUGCGUGGCGCGCGCGUGUAUGUGUGUGCGUGCGCGCGCGUGUGUGCGUGCGCAAGACGCGAGUAGAUCUUUAUUUCGACAUCUAUCUCUUUCAUUUGCUGUCACGCUCGCUCCUCCAUGCGUCUCUCUCUUUCUCUCGCUCUAUUUAUCUAUCUAUUUAUCUCUCUAUUUAGCUUGUAUCUAUCUUAGUCUCGUCAAAGAAAUGAAUUGUGCAUCACACAAUGUAACGGAAUACCCAUCUUUGAAAUAGUAGUUAUAAUAACAGUGACGCUCAAUCGACAAGCAUAUAGGAAUAGGAUGUCGGGGCACAGGGGCAGUGGAGGAGCUGGAAGUCAUCAGGGUGGUCCUCCAGGCCUCAAGCAGAUUGACUUGGAUCAAAUUUGGGGAGACUUACGUGAGGGCAUAGAACAAGUUUAUAACAGGCAGUGCAUGUCAAAGCCAAGAUACAUCGAGUUGUACACACAUGUUUAUAAUUAUUGUACAAGCGUUCAUCAGCAAUUAACCAGAACAUCAACUAAAAGUAAAAAGGGACAAAUUCAACAAGGAGGUGCUCAAUUAGUGGGUUUGGAGCUAUACAAACGCUUGCGUGAUUUUCUUAGGACUUAUCUCAUUAAUUUACUCAAACAUGGUAUUGAUUUGAUGGAUGAGGAUGUGCUGCAGUUCUACACGAGACAAUGGGAGGAAUAUCAAUUUAGUAGUAAAGUUUUAAAUGGUGUGUGCGCAUAUCUCAAUCGCCAUUGGGUACGGAGAGAGUGCGAAGAAGGUCGCAAAGGAAUUUAUGAAAUUUACCAAUUAGCCUUGGUUACCUGGCGAGAUAAUUUAUUUAAACAUUUAAAUAGACAGGUUACUAAUGCGGUGCUUAAAUUAAUUGAGAGAGAACGUAAUGGUGAAACGAUAAACACUCGAUUAGUUAGCGGUGUCAUCAAUUGUUAUGUAGAAUUAGGUUUGAAUGAAGAGGACCCGGGUGCGAAAGGACAAAAUCUAACGGUGUACAAAGAUUCAUUUGAAAAUAUCUUUCUCGAGGAUACGGAACGAUUCUACACUCGUGAAAGUUCUGAAUUUCUUAGACAAAAUCCUGUAACGGAAUAUAUGAAAAAAGCGGAACAGAGAUUGUUAGAAGAACAGAAACGAGUACGUGUUUACCUGCAUCAAACGACUCACGAACGGCUGGCAAAAACAUGCGAGAGAGUACUCAUCGAGAAGCAUCUAGAUAUAUUCCAUGCUGAAUUUCAAAAUCUUCUGGAUUCGGAUAAGAAUACAGAUUUAGGUAGAAUGUAUCAGUUGGUAGCAAGAAUACCAAAUGGUCUUGGAGAAUUGAGAAAUCUUUUAGAGAGUCAUAUCGCUAAUCAGGGUCUCGCAGCUAUAGAUAAGUGCGGAGACUCAGCAGCUAAUGAUCCGAAAAUUUAUGUGAAUACGAUUUUGGAGGUACAUAAAAAGUACAACGCUCUAGUACUGGUUGCAUUUAAUAAUGACAGUGGUUUUGUCGCAGCCCUAGAUAAGGCUUGCGGACGUUUUAUUAAUAGCAAUUCCGUCACAAGAGCAGCAAAUAGCAGUAGCAAGUCACCAGAAUUAUUAGCAAAAUAUUGUGAUCUACUGCUUAAAAAGAGUAGUAAAAAUCCAGAAGAGGCGGAACUUGAAGAUACUCUUAACCAAGUUAUGGUAGUGUUUAAAUAUAUUGAAGACAAAGAUGUGUUUCAAAAGUUCUAUAGUAAAAUGUUAGCGAAACGAUUGGUGCAACAUAUGUCUGCUAGCGACGACGCUGAGGCUUCCAUGAUCUCUAAGCUAAAACAAGCUUGUGGAUUUGAAUAUACUUCGAAGUUACAACGCAUGUUCCAGGACAUUGGUGUAUCAAAAGAUCUAAACGAACAAUUCAGAAGACACCUGAUAAAUUCUGCCGAGCUUUUAGAUAUAGAUUUCAGUAUACAAGUUUUGUCCUCUGGUUCAUGGCCAUUCCAACAGUCCUUCACGUUCUCUUUGCCAACUGAGCUAGAAAGAUCUGUACAUAGGUUUACCACUUUCUACAGUUCACAGCACAGUGGUAGAAAAUUAAAUUGGCUGUAUAAUAUGUCUAAGGGGGAGCUACAUACUAAUUGUUUUAAAAACAGAUACACAUUGCAAGCGUCGACUUUCCAAAUGGCGGUUUUGUUGGCGUACAACGGAUCUACGUCAUGGACAAUACAACAAUUGCAAUAUGCAACGCAAAUAAAGAUGGAUUUUUUAUUACAGGUUAUUCAAAUACUUUUGAAGGCAAAACUUUUAACUGCAGCUAGCGAUGAUGUAGCUGAACUGACCCCGUUAUCGACGGUAGAACUUUUUACAGGUUAUAAAAACAAGAAAUUAAGGGUAAAUAUUAAUAUACCAAUGAAGACGGAAUUGAAAGUUGAACAAGAAACUACGCACAAACAUAUAGAAGAAGAUAGGAAACUUUUAAUUCAGGCAGCAAUUGUUAGAAUUAUGAAAAUGCGAAAAGUAUUGAAACAUCAACAGUUGGUGGCCGAAGUAUUAAACCAAUUAAGCUCUAGAUUCAAGCCAAGAGUACAUGUUAUUAAGAAAUGUAUAGAUAUUUUAAUUGAAAAAGAAUAUUUGGAGCGCACGGAAGGUCAAAAGGACACUUACAGCUACCUAGCAUGAUCAGGGCAACAAUACAAGAGAAACAAAAUAAAA
Molecule: messenger RNA, 3061 nt
Organism: Monomorium pharaonis (pharaoh ant)
Lineage: Eukaryota; Metazoa; Arthropoda; Insecta; Hymenoptera; Formicidae
Gene: Cul1
Product: cullin-1
Exons: 13
Coding region: 695-3028 (777 amino acids)
Biological process (GO): SCF-dependent proteasomal ubiquitin-dependent protein catabolic process; protein ubiquitination
Cellular component (GO): SCF ubiquitin ligase complex
Molecular function (GO): ubiquitin protein ligase binding
Source: RefSeq, a predicted model, not a curated record